Molecule: messenger RNA, 441 nt
Organism: Helobdella robusta
Lineage: Eukaryota; Metazoa; Annelida; Clitellata; Rhynchobdellida; Glossiphoniidae
Exons: 2
Coding region: 1-441 (146 amino acids)
Source: RefSeq, a predicted model, not a curated record
AUGUUGCCAGAGGAUGAACGGGUGACUUGUUCCAUUAUGAAAAAUUUCAUUCUUCUAGAACAAAAGAAUGUAAUCAUGCAUCUACACAAAGUUCAGGAACAAAUCGGCUCGAAUGAUUGCGGGGCCCUAGCAAUAGCUUUUGCAUCAUCAUUAGCUUGUGGGCUAAAUCCCACAUGUUGUUCAUACAAACAAGAAAACUUACGUGCCGAAUUGGCAAAAGUAUUCACCUCCAAACUUUUUCAUCCGUUUAGAAGAAAAGUUACCCACCAGAAGGAAGUAAGAGAAGAAGGCAGACAGUUCCAGAUAAGAGGGCCGGAAAAGGCAAAAGCAGACUUGGCAAAAGAAUGUCUAACAGAUAAGACAAAGAGAUUAUUAGAAGAAGAGGACUGGAGAUCAGCUCACAUUGGUUUUAUUCUGUUAAAAAUCAGUGUGUCAAUAUAA